AUGGACGACAACGGUAACCGGUCCAUCAUUCGAAACGUGAAGGGACCUUCCUCAUCUGGUCACAUUGUCUCGGUUUCUGAUCGACACCAUAAAGGCCCGAUUACUGUACUGAAGCGAGUCACAACAAGUGCUCUUCAUCAUGACAAAGCUGACCUGUUUCUGAGUGGCGGCUCUGAUGGCAAGGUCGUUAUAUACUGUGUUGAAGAUGGGAAGCCAGUAGUUAAACACCUUACUUCAUUAGGCAUGUUUCUUGUCAAUUCUGAUAUUUUCGGAAACUCCUUCGUGAAAUGUUAUGAACUGCAUUGCAGAAGGUAUCAAGGGCUCUGUUGGAACUCUCUGUGGCACAACAUCGCUCGAGAAGACGACUGUGGCCGCUUCAUGGGUAUUGUAUUCUUUCGAAACUUCGAAGACGCUAAUCACUCUAAGCGUAUUGACGACUCCAAAUCCGGAGUGCGAGUCUGGUGGUUGGAACGUCUCGGGGGCGCACUGUCUCUCAGCCAUUUCUUCGAAAUUGAUGAUCUGGGAACAAUAUUUGCCGUAGCCGCCGAUAUGCAGGUGCUGCCAACUGGUACGUUCAUCAGUUAUUCCACAACGAUGUGUCAUCGAACUGCCUUGAGUUCUAGAGUUUCUCGACAAUCUUGCUGGCACAAGCGGGGCCAAGAUUCGUACGUAAAGCUAUGGCGCAUCGAAGAGGAAAAGGAUAAAAAAGACGCUGAUGAAUUAAAUGUCACUAAAAAUUGUUUCAAAAUUGCUGAUGCCGAGGGCGCGAUAAAAAACUGUCAUCAUUCUGAAAGAGGACUCAAUGAAGAAAACUCUGGAUGUGAUGUGGUGCGGUUAGGAAUUGUUGGAGGGCAAGCUGCUGGAUUCUUUAGCGCUGCGUUUUCUCCUGAUGCCCAGCAAGUUGUGGCUUCUUCGUACUUUGGAGGACUUUACGCGUGGCUUUCGGAAGAGGAAGCUGAUGUAUGGGAUGGGACGCACGGUAAUGCCAGCUGCAUGUUGCCUGUGCGUGAUGUUGCUAUGGCAUCCUUAGCGGAAAUAGAUCUCCAUUUCUUUCUGUCGGUGAGGAUAAAACCACAAGGGUGUAUGUCCCACAAAAGGACCAGAAAGGAUUCGUUCCCCCUGAAGUGCGCACGACCUCAAGUCAUGGGCCACAGAGCAAUGCCAUUAGUGGUGCUCCAGCGUAGCUCUGUCCUCGUUUGUCACUUCCACACUGAAAGUCACAGGCUUAAUUGUUCACGCGUCCGUAUACAGAUUUUUGGAGACUCGCAGUUUCCCCAUCUUAAUGGUGGCAACGAAGUCCUGCCUGGUCUGUCUAACAAAAAGCAAUUGAGGAUGCCGAGGCAGUUCAAUUGGAGGGCGAUGGUGAUGCUCAUUGGGAGGAAGCGGCUUUCCAAGCAGCGCCUGGUGAACUUCGUACUCCUCCCACAGAAGACUGUUUGCAACAAAACACUCUUUGGCCUGAGAUUCACAAACUAUAUGGCCAUGGCUAUGAAGUAUACGCUAUUGCGAUCAACCUGCGGGACAACGGUGCUCUGCUACCGGUCCUUGGCAAUUAUGAACUGGGGCAGAAAAAACCCGAUUUAUGGCAAGAUGCUUUGGCUCAGCCUGAAUCACCUUGACCACAAGUUAUAUUGUCUGAUAGCUGCCGGUGAAACCACUAACAGAUCAAGUGUGAGGCUCAUAGGGCACCAAUUGACGGUUACACAGUUCGAAUGGUGUCCAACUGGUACUCGGUUACUGAGUGUCAGCAGAGACCGCAAAGCGAUUAUCUACCGCGAACAAAAUGAUGAUUGUAUUGAAUGGUUUUUGCUACCAAAAAGUGUGGUCGUCCAACAAAAGAGCACUCUAGGAUCAUAUGGUCUUGUUGCUGGUUCGAGGACUCACAACAUUUUGCUACUGCGUCACGAGAUAUGCAGGUUGAUAAUUAUAUGGAAAUGCAACGACGAAAACACAGCUCCAGUCUGCUCCUUCAAGUGUCAACAAGCAGCCACAAGCGUUGCAGUAUGUUGCGGCACUGGACUGAGCGAUGCAAUAAUUGCUGGUGGCCUCCAAGAUGGUUCAGUACUGCUACUACAUCUACAUGAAAAUCAACUUCAGCCCCUCUCACGACUGUUUGUUCCAUCCAUACCAGUGGAUAGCCCCAUCACGCGAUUGAGAGUUAACCCAAGAGACAGAUGUGAAUUGGCUGUUGCUGGAAGUGACGGGAAACUACGCGUGCUACGAUUGAGCGAUUUGGUCUUUCGAAGUUCAGUAGAAGAACAGAUUUCCUGCCUCAUUUUUAUCUACCGUCGUCUGAUAAAUGUGCAUUCAGGCGUGGAGCUUCUUGCUCUAGGCACAACAAAAAGAACCAUUGAUCUCUACUGUGGGACCGUUUGCCACAAGGCGAUGAAACGAGUUCUUUCAAUCACAGCUCAUGACGACUGGGUCCACUCCAUUGCUUUCAAUCAGUCUUCUCCAAUCUUGCUGGCCACAGCGGGCCAAGAUUCGUACGUAAAGCUAUGGCGCAUCGAAGAGGAAAAGGAUAAAAAAGACGCUGAUGAAUUAAAUGUCACUAAAAAUUGUUUCAAAAUUGCUGAUGCCGAGGGCGAACUCUCGUGGUCUAUAAGCACUGAGGCCGUGUUAGCAGGGCACGAUGAUUGGGUGCAUUCAACCUCAUGGGAUAAAACUGGGCGCACCUUACUCACGUCUUCUAGCGAUAAAACUGUCAUCAUUUGGAAAGAGACUCAUGAAGGAAAGCUCUGGAGUGAUGUGGUGCGGUUAGGAAUUGUUGGAGGGCAAGCUGCUGGAUUCUUUAGCGCUGCGUUUUCUCCUGAUGCCCAGCAAGUUGUGGCUUCUUCGUACUUUGGAGGACUUUACGCGUGGCUUUCGGAAGAGGAAGCUGAUGUAUGGGAUGGGGCGGCAGUAUGCAGUGGCCAUGUUGGCGCUGUGCGUGAUGUUGCAUGGCAUCCUUGCGGAAAGAUGCUCAUUUCUGUCGGUGAGGAUAAAACCACGAGGGUGGACCUGGAGGGAUUCGUUGAAGUGGCACGACCUCAAGUUCAUGGCCACAGUAUGCAGUGUAUUGCAGUGGUGUCCAGGUUUUUGGAGACUGCAGUUUCCCAUCUUAUGGUGCAAGAGUCCCUGCCUUGGGUCUGUCUAACAAAGCAAUUGAGGAUGCCGAAGCAGUUCAGUUGGAGGGCGAUGGUGAUGCUCAUUGGGAGGAAGCGGCUUUCCAAGCAGCGCCUGGGUGAACUUUCACAGUACGGAAUUCAUCAUUUUUGUCAAAAAAAGGUGAUGAUGGAUGCAUUCAUAAGCUACCUCCGUUUCUUUUCAGCUCCUCCCACAGAAGACUGUUUGCAACAAAACACUCUUUGGCCUGAGAUUCACAAACUAUAUGGCCAUGGCUAUGAAGUGUACGCUAUUGCGAUCAAUCCUGCCGGCACAGUGCUUGCUACGUCUUGCAAGGCUAGCCAAGCGGAUGAUGCAGUGAUUGCGUUGUGGGACACAUCAGAUUGGAGCAAGAAGUCUGAAGUAUCCGGGCACCAAUUGACGGUUACACAGUUCGAAUGGUGUCCAACUGGUACUCGGUUACUGAGUGUCAGCAGAGACCGCAAAGCGAUUAUCUACCGCGAACAAAAUGAUGAUUGCGCUACUGUUUUCACAUCAACAAAUGGCAUGUCUGAGAUCUUUAUUCUUCUUAUAAAAAAUUGA
This is a messenger RNA of Cooperia oncophora, 3687 nucleotides long. The record is from the annotation of a GenBank genome assembly. NCBI's taxonomy places the organism in Eukaryota, Metazoa, Nematoda, Chromadorea, Rhabditida, Trichostrongylidae.